GUCGUCGUUACCGACUUCAUCGCGAUUGCCAAUCAGACCGUCUCUCUACAAAAGAAGAACAACCGUUCCUCCACUGCGCAGCAUCCACAGAUCGGCUCGGUCUAUCAUCUCGUCUACGGUAGCCGGCUGCAAGAGCGAUCUCGAAGAUUUGCCCUUUGCUAAUUGGCUCUUAAAGAUAUUAAUCUCCAUAUUUUCAGGAGAGAAAAAAUGCCUAAAAUAAAGACUAGUCGCGUUAGAUAUCCUGAAGGGUGGGAGCUUAUUGAGCCCACUCUUCGUGAACUUGAUGCAAAGAUGAGGGAAGCUGAGAAUGACCCACAUGAUGGGAAGAGAAAGUGUGAGGCACUUUGGCCUAUUUUUACAAUUUCUCAUCAAAAGAGUCGUUACAUUUAUGACCUUUAUCACCGAAGAAAGGAAAUUUCAAAAGAGUUAUAUGAAUUCUGCUUGGAUCAAGGCUAUGCUGACAGAAAUCUAAUUGCAAAGUGGAAAAAGCCUGGCUAUGAGCGGCUUUGCUGCCUCCGAUGCAUACAAACACGGGAUCACAAUUUCGCAACGACAUGCGUUUGCAGGGUUCCAAAACACCUGAGGGAAGAAAAAGUGAUAGAAUGCGUCCACUGUGGUUGCAGGGGUUGUGCAAGUGGAGACUAAAACUUGAGGGGAAAAAAGUGAGAGAAUGUGUCCCUUAUGGUUACAGGGACCUUUGUUUAACUACUCAUGUUCUCGUGUCAAGUAAUCUGAUGUUAACGUGGUCUGAAUUAUGGAUUCUACUUGUGUGAGCUUAAACUUAGUGCGCAGCUACAUGUUAAAACAGUUUAUUCCCAUUCUAGGGAUAUCUAAGAUUGUAUGUUUGAUGAAA
This is a messenger RNA of Zingiber officinale, 853 nucleotides long. Its product is annotated as protein BUD31 homolog 2-like. NCBI's taxonomy places the organism in Eukaryota, Viridiplantae, Streptophyta, Magnoliopsida, Zingiberales, Zingiberaceae. The transcript has 4 exons. The coding region runs from base 208 to 645 and encodes 145 amino acids. Gene Ontology annotation, cellular component: spliceosomal complex; nucleus. Gene Ontology annotation, biological process: mRNA splicing, via spliceosome. The record is from RefSeq and is a predicted model, not a curated record.